Clunio marinus is the source of this 2665-nucleotide messenger RNA. NCBI's taxonomy places the organism in Eukaryota, Metazoa, Arthropoda, Insecta, Diptera, Chironomidae. The record is from the annotation of a GenBank genome assembly.
CACUCAGAGUGUGUUGUAAAAUCAUGUUCAUUUAUGGUCUGGCUUUCGAGUUAUAAAAAUUAAAAUUAAACUUUAAAAUUUAAAAUGAAUUUUCAAGCAUGUCUAUUAAAAAUUUUCUCGAUAUUCCUAUUUUUUUACAAUCCUGUCGAUUCAGGAGCACUGCAAUUAUCCAACAAUAAUAUUGAAAUGACGUUAGCAUCAAAUGAAUUAGUUAUAAUAAAUUUUUAUGCGGACUGGUGUCGGUUCAGCAACUUAUUGCAACCUAUUUUUGAUGAGGCAGCUGAUAAAGUUAAGGAAACAUUCCCAGAAACUGGAAAGGUGGUUUUUGCUAAAGUCAAUUGCGAUGUUGAGACAUCAAUUGCAACAAAGUAUCAUAUAACAAAAUAUCCAACUCUCAAAGUAUUGAGAAACGGUGAAGUCACUAAAAAAGAAUAUCGAGGACAACGUUCAGCUGAUGCCUUCGUCGAAUAUGUUAAGAAACAACUCGAAGACCCAAUCAAAGAAUUUGCAAGCUUGAAAGAUUUGGAAAAUUUAGAUGAUAAGAAGCGAAUCAUUAUCGGUUAUUUCGAUCGUCGUGAUCAAGAUGAAUAUCAGCUAUUCCGGAGAGUCGCUACAAAUCUCAAGGAAGAUUGUCAAUUUCAUGUUGGAUUUGGUGAUGUCGUCUUACAAAUGCAUCCACCUGGACAUCCAAUCGUUGUAUUCCGACCUGAUGUUGCACUUUCUCAUGAAAACGAUGAGACAUACCAAGGAAGUUAUACCAACAUGGAAGAAAUGAAUAAAUGGGUGCUUCAAAAAUGUGUUCCACUAGUUCGUGAAAUUACUUUUGAAAAUGCUGAAGAAUUCACCGAAGAAGGCUUACCAUUCCUUAUCUUAUUCUAUCGUCCUGGUGACACUGACACAAUUAAAGACUACAAAGCUGUCGUCGAAAACGAAUUACUCCCUGAAAAAUCAAAUAUAAAUUUCUUGGUUGCUGAUGGUGAUCGUUUUGCACAUCCUCUACAUCACUUAGGAAAAAGUCAGUCAGAUUUGCCGUUGAUAGCAAUUGAUUCUUUUCGUCAUAUGUAUUUAUUUCCUAACUUCAAAGAUAUGUAUACACCAGGAAAGCUUAAAGAAUUUCUUCAAGAUUUGUAUAGUGGAAAGCUUCAUCGAGAGUUUCAUUAUGGUCCUGAUGAGUCAAAAAAUAAAGAAGAAGAAGCUCCACAUCACCAUCAACAAGUCGAACAUCAUAAAAAAGGAACGCAACCACCAGAGUCGACAUUUAAAAAGCUUGGACCAUCAAAACAACGUUACACGAUACUAUCACCUCGUGAUGAGUUAUAAAUGAUUGAUAGCACAUAAUAACAGUUGAACAUUAACAAAAACUGUAAAAAUUUGUCAUCAAUGCGAUUCGUCAUUCAGAAAUGAAGAGAAAAAAAAAGAAAAACUACAAAAAUUGCCGUGAAAUUUUCUUACUUUUAAUUUAUUACCGAGUUGGAAAUUCCAAGGACAUCAACUUAAUUUUUUUUGUAAAUAAGAUUCUCAUCAAAUAAGCUUCAAAUGCCCUUUCUCCAGAAGAUCGUAAAAAUAUAAUUUCUGCCUGAACUUAUCGUGUUUUAAACUUUUUGAUAACAAAAAAAAAAAAGAACUUCAGUUUUUCUCUUUUAUUUAAACUAAAAUAGUUUUUUUUAAACAUCCAAUGAUUCAAUAUGUCAGUGAUAAGUGAUGAUAAGAACAUUGUCAUUGGUUACAUUCUAGUGUAAGUUAUCAGCUUUUGUAUUAAUUAAAUGAAUUGAAAACGUGAUUGAAUAAUUCAAAUCUCGAUUUAAAUAAUAAUAAUUUUAAUGUAUUUAAUUAAUAAAAUAGUCACUCGAGGAUAUUUCUGACAAAAAGAAGAGUGAAACUGCUCAAAAAUAGGAAAACCUCACCUUUAAGUGAAACUGAAUUUCCAGUCAAAGAAUCGUGUUCACCUAAAACGUCGUCGUCAUCAUCAGAGUCGUCAUCAGUCUCGUCCAUAGUUCCAAUCAUUUCUACGUUCAUUGUCGUGUUGAGGGUUUCAUUAGUGUCGAUUGCCGCUGUAGUAACUUCCAAAUACUCGUCUCCCAUGUCAAUUGAUAAAUUCAAAUCAGCCUGAGCAUUGAUAUCUUGUUGAUUAUCCAACAUUUCUUCAUCCUUCGCAAUAGUUUUAGUAAGAACGUCGAGAUUUGCUUCUUCUUCAAUUUCUUCUGCUGUAGCAUUUGUUGCGACGUCGUCAGCGAUUUCGACGACUGCAAGACUCUCGAAAAUAUUCGCAGGAAGUCUUUUCAAAGCUCUUGGCAACGUGUUACAAUUUUCUUUGCUGCAACAUUUCCAACACUCGGUGUUGUCUCUUAAGCAUGAUCACAUUUAUAGUAGCCGUCAUUUUCUUGUCCCUCAACCGUCUCACAAUGAUCCAUUGAAGGACAUGAAAAUAUAAUCGAAUAAACUCCUUCGAUUUUUGAAACUAAAGUUUCACAGAAUUCAACUCCAUCAGGACAUGCGUAAGAAAGAGAACAUUCUUCUGUUGAAUUUUUUACCUCACAAGCCAUACAACUGAUGGCAUGAGAACUUUGUACAAAAACACUCAAAAGUGGGAAAACUAGGAAAAUGAACAUUUUUCUGUUGAAAACUUUUGUAAUCGACUUGAAAGUUUGAAAUAUCGAAUGAAACU